GGCUCAUUCUCUCGCCCUCUCGCCUCCCCUGCGGUCUCUCUCUCUGCGCGCACACACCGCACACACGCACACGCACACACACACACGCGCGCAUACACGCAGCCGGCACAGGCGGCGGCGGCGGCGUCGGCGUCGGCGGCGGCUGCCGGAGUCAGGACGAACCUCUCUAGGUACGGUCUUGAGAAGGCGGCAGCAACGGCGGCGAAGGCGGCAGCCCGAGCAUCCCUGCUCAGCCGGAGAGGGAGCAGUGCGAGAGUUCCCGUCCCCUCGGCCAUUCCCUUCCCCCCUCCUUUUCUUUAUUUGCGAGAGAAUUUCAGCUGCCUUAUUGAUUUCGUUUGAUUUGGAAACAUUUUUGGUUGCUUUUGUGUGUGUGUGUCCUUUUUUUUUUCUUUCCUCGUUUUAUUUGCAUCCAGAGCAUGGCGGGCUGCGGGCUGUCGGAAGACACCUUCCUCUCCUCCUUCUUUUACAACUACGGCUCCUCCUGGGAAACCCCUUCCAACCAGGUUUUUUGCGAAAAUCAGUGAGCUAAUAUUGGUAAAAUUGGAGCCCCAUGGAUGAAGGGUACUUUUGUGCUGCUCUGGUUGGUGAGGACCAGCCUCUUUGCCCAGAUCUUCCCGAACUUGACCUUUCUGAACUUGACGUGAAUGACUUGGAUACAGACAGCUUCCUGGGUGGACUGAAAUGGUGCACUGACCAGUCCGAGGUCAUAUCCAACCAGUACAACAAUGAGCCCGCGAACAUAUUUGAGAAGAUAGAUGAAGAGAAUGAGGCCAACUUGCUAGCAGUCCUCACAGAGACCCUGGACAGCCUCCCUGUGGAUGAAGACGGAUUGCCCUCAUUUGAUGCCCUGACAGAUGGAGACGUGACCACUGACAACGAGGCCAGUCCUUCCUCCAUGCCUGACGGCACCCCUCCACCUCAGGAGGCAGAAGAGCCGUCUCUACUUAAGAAGCUCUUACUGGCACCAGCCAACACUCAGCUGAGCUACAAUGAAUGCAGCGGUCUUAGCACUCAGAAUCAUGCAAGCCACAACCACAGGAUCAGAGCAAGCCCUGCUGUUGUUAAGACCGAGAAUUCAUGGGGCAAUAAAGCAAAGAGCAUUUGUCAACAGCAAAAGCCACAAAGACGUCCCUGCUCAGAGCUUCUCAAGUAUCUGACCACAAGCGAUGACCCUCCUCACACCAAACCCACAGAGAACAGGAACAGCAGCAGAGACAAAUGCGCCUCCAGAAAGAAGUCCCAUACACACCCACAGUCGCAACAUGCUCAAGCCAAACCAACAACUUUAUCUCUUCCUCUGACCCCAGAGUCACCAAAUGACCCCAAGGGUUCCCCAUUUGAGAACAAGACUAUUGAACGAACCUUAAGUGUGGAACUCUCUGGAACUGCAGGCCUAACUCCACCCACAACUCCUCCUCAUAAAGCCAACCAAGAUAACCCUUUCAAGGCUUCUCCAAAGCUGAAGCUCUCUUGCAAAACCGUGGUACCACCACCAUCAAAGAGGGCCCGAUACAGCGAGUGUUCUGGUACCCAAGGCAGCCACUCUACCAAGAAAGGGCCAGAGCAAUCUGAGUUGUACGCACAACUCAGCAAGUCCUCAGUGCUCAGCCGGGGACACGAGGAAAGGAAGACUAGACGGCCCAGUCUACGGGUGUUUGGUGACCAUGACUACUGUCAGUCAAUCAAUUCCAAAACGGAUGUACUUAUUAACAUAUCACAGGAGCUUCAAGACUCUAGACAACUAGACUACAAAGAUGCCUCCUGUGACUGGCAGGGGCACAUCUGCUCUUCCACAGAUUCAGGCCAGUGCUACUUGAGAGAGACUUUGGAGGCCAGCAAGCAAGUCUCUCCCUGCAGCACCAGAAAACAGCUCCAAGACCAGGAAAUCAGAGCCGAGCUGAACAAGCACUUCGGUCAUCCCCGUCAAGCUGUUUUUGACGACGAAACAGACAAGACCAGUGAACUGAGGGAUGGCGACUUCAGUAAUGAACAAUUCUCCAAACUACCUGUAUUUAUAAAUUCAGGACUAGCCAUGGAUGGCCUAUUUGAUGACAGUGAAGAUGAAAGUGACAAACUGAGCUACCCUUGGGAUGGCACGCAAUCCUACUCAUUGUUUGAUGUGUCGCCUUCUUGCUCUUCUUUUAACUCUCCGUGUCGAGAUUCAGUGUCACCACCCAAAUCCUUACUUUCUCAAAGACCCCAAAGGAUGCGCUCUCGUUCAAGAUCCUUUUCUCGACACAGAUCGUGUUCCCGAUCACCAUACUCCAGGUCAAGAUCAAGAUCCCCAGGCAGUAGAUCCUCUUCAAGAUCCUGCUACUACUAUGAAUCAAGCCACUACAGACACCGCACACACCGCAAUUCUCCCUUGUAUGUGAGAUCACGUUCCAGGUCACCCUACAGCCGUAGGCCCAGGUAUGACAGCUAUGAAACGUAUCAGCAUGAAAGGCUGAAGAGGGAUGAAUACCGCAGAGAGUAUGAGAAACGGGAGUCUGAAAGGGCCAAGCAGAGGGAGAGGCAGAAGCAGAAAGCAAUUGAAGAACGCCGCGUGAUUUACGUUGGUAAAAUCAGAUCUGACACUACGCGGACAGAACUGAGAGACCGCUUUGAAGUUUUUGGUGAAAUUGAGGAAUGCACAGUAAAUCUGCGAGAUGAUGGAGACAGCUAUGGCUUCAUCACCUACCGUUACACCUGUGAUGCGUUCGCUGCUCUUGAGAAUGGAUAUACUUUGCGCAGGUCGAACGAAGCUGACUUUGAGCUGUACUUUUGUGGACGGAAGCAAUUUUUCAAGUCAAACUAUGCAGACCUAGAUUCAAAUUCAGAUGACUUUGACCCUGCUUCUACCAAGAGCAAGUAUGACUCUCUGGAUUUUGAUAGUUUACUGAAGGAAGCUCAGAGAAGCUUGCGCAGGUAACAUGUUCCCUGGCUGAGGAUGACAGAGAGAUGGUCAAUACCUCAAGGGACAGCGUGUCCUUUCCCAAGACUCUUGCAAGUC
This is a messenger RNA of Phodopus roborovskii (desert hamster), 2992 nucleotides long. RefSeq names its product PPARG coactivator 1 alpha (gene Ppargc1a). Gene Ontology annotation, biological process: positive regulation of transcription by RNA polymerase II. NCBI's taxonomy places the organism in Eukaryota, Metazoa, Chordata, Mammalia, Rodentia, Cricetidae. The record is from RefSeq and is a predicted model, not a curated record. The coding region runs from base 551 to 2911 and encodes 786 amino acids. Gene Ontology annotation, cellular component: nucleus. The transcript is spliced from 14 exons. Gene Ontology annotation, molecular function: RNA binding; transcription factor binding.